Messenger RNA from Stegastes partitus (bicolor damselfish), 1950 nucleotides. RefSeq names its product D-aspartate oxidase (gene ddo). Bases 390 to 1448 code for a protein of 352 amino acids. The transcript is spliced from 6 exons. Gene Ontology annotation, cellular component: cytoplasm. Gene Ontology annotation, molecular function: D-aspartate oxidase activity; FAD binding. The record is from RefSeq and is a predicted model, not a curated record. Gene Ontology annotation, biological process: D-amino acid catabolic process; L-aspartate catabolic process. Lineage: Eukaryota; Metazoa; Chordata; Actinopteri; Pomacentridae.
UGAUGGGUUGGUACAGUAGGUAAAUGUCAUCCACUGCACCCUUACAUGUUAAUGUAUUCAGAAGAAGAAUUUAUUAAUAUAAUAUGUAAUUGAAGGGCUAUUCUGCUGCAUAAUUUAGACUUUUGCAAUUUUUUUGUAGACCUUAGGAUAGAAGACUGCUGCUGGUUUGUAAUGCAAUGCAAGUGUGUCACAAAUGCAGCUGCGUGCUCUUGUGUGUAUAAGACACAAUGACUAACUACACUGUAAAUGCUUGACUUUGUUGUGACACCGAUUGUUUGCUUCUUCCGGCUGUGUGUGACCUAGUAUUCAGUGACUGUUAUAUUAUGUAUGAUUGCAAAGACAAGUGCUCUAAGAGCUCAUGGUUGGUCCUUGGACUUUGCACCCAGUAGAUGUCAUCUAAGGCUCCUAGAUGUGGAUUAACUUUCAGCAGGAUGAAAACUGUCAGGGUUGCGGUGGUGGGAGCUGGUGUGAUCGGAUUCUCCACUGCUGUCCGCAUUGCCGAGGCUCUUCCCAUCUGCUCCGUGACUCUGCUGGCAGAGAAGUUCAGCCCGGACACCACCAGCGAUGUGGCUGCUGGAAUCGUGCUCGCUCAAGAAUUUCCAGAUAUCCCCCUGGAAAGGCAAAGACGCUGGUUCAAGGACGGCUUUGAUCACUUCUUUGCCAUCGCUCACUCUGAGGACGCACCAGAGGCUGGAAUAAUGAUGUGUUCUGGAUGUCAGAUUUUCAGAGAAGCUCCAGCUAAUAUGAAGCCCUACUGGUCAGACAUUGUGAUUGGCUAUCGACCCAUGACCGAUCGUGAACUGAAACGUUUUCCAAAUCACAAGUUUGGCCAGGCGUUCACUACUUUAAAAUGUGAAUGCUCCAGCUACCUGCCGUGGCUCGAGAAGAGGUUCAGGAAAGCUGGAGGCCGAGUGGAGCAGAGGAGAGUCAACAGUCUCCAGGAAUUGAGCAACGACUUUGACAUCAUUGUCAACUGCACUGGUCUGGGCUCCAAAACACUGGUGGGUGACGACCAAGUUCAGCCAAUCAGAGGCCAGGUCUUAAAAAUGGAUGCCCCCUGGCUGAAGCACUUCAUCAGGGACGUAGAUGGGAUGACCUACAUCUACCCCGGCAUCCACAGCGUCACCAUAGGCGGGACGAGGCAGGUGGAAGACAUGCGGCUGCAUGUGGACGAAGGAGACUCGAGAAGCAUCCUGGAGCGCUGCAGCAGGCUGGAGCCGUCGCUCAGGAAAGCCAAAGUUCUCUACCAGUCGGUCGGUCUGAGGCCGGGCAGGAGGAGCCCGAGGGUGGAGAGGGAGCUGGUGCAGAUGGGAGGUCGCCAGGUGCCUGUAGUCCACAACUACGGCCACGGAGGCUGGGGGGUGUCGUUUUCCUGGGGGACCAGCCUGGAUGCGCUGGGGCUGGUCAGGCAGUGCCUUCAGGAAAUUCCUCUUCAGGCUAAACUGUGAACAAACUCUGCCACUAGAUGCUGCUUUAACUCAGAGCCUUAAAAUCACAACAUAUGGAAAGUCAACAUAUUGACAAAUGAACGCAUUAAAAUGCACAAAAGUAAUGACUUGUUGUAGAUUUUACAUUUAACAGUGUUUAGAUGAUAAAAUAAUAAUUUAAUGUGCUGCUUAAAGUGGUAAUUUUUUAAUUUUUUUUUUUAUUGGGGCUUGUUAUGAAGGAAUGCCAUCAAAAACGCUGCUUUUUCAUUUCUGAUACCAGUUACUUUUGGGUACUGAAAUCUACCUUCAAAUGGAUGCACUUUUAUAAACAUCAUUAAGACUAGCACAGAGAUUAACAGCCUCUAAUGCAUUUUUUGUAGAGUGCAUAGAAAAGAAAGUUUAUUAAUAACAUUUACAAACAGGAAAAUACAUAAAUUACAUAAAGAAACUGCUGUCAGACAGUCCGUUGUUAAAUGUAACAGAAAUUAUUCUUUGUGUGGAAUAAAAAUGUUCAACCACAAAA